AUGGCCCACCCGUUCAACGGCCCAGUUAUACCUUUAACACCCAAGUCUCUGGGUGUUUCUCUUCUAAUUAUCUCUGAUGAUUCCACAGCUUUGUGGGGCAAAAUCAUGUUACCUCAGAGAACAUGGAUAUUAAACCCACUUCUGCUGCUCAGUGAAAAAUAUGGAUUGAGAUGGAGUUUCCUGGGUCCCAUCUGUCUGAUCAUUGUGAUCAACCUUGCUCUGUACGUGACGGUGCUGUGUAUCCUGAGGCACAAGGUCACCAUGCGGAGCAUGGAACUACCAAACAUCAACACCAGGAUGCUGGCGUUUAAAGCCGUGGGGCAGGUGUUUGUCCUGGGCUGUACCUGGAUCCUGGGAGUGUUUCACUUCCAGAAGGGAACGGUGGUCAUGGCUUAUUUAUUCACCAUCGUCAACAGCUUCCAGGGCGUCUUUAUCUUCAUCUUCCUGUGUCUGUUAAAACCAGAGGUCAGGGUUGAGUUGCAGAGAUGCUGUGCCACAACCAGACGGAGAUAGAAGGAACCGAAUUAAUGAAAAAUUGGAGUCCUCAGGGCUGUGCUGGUGUGAGAUCAGGAACUCAUCUCAAUCCAAAGUGUGUUCCCUGAAAUUCACCAUCCCUCCUCAUCCACUUUCAGCCGAA
Molecule: messenger RNA, 637 nt
Organism: Callorhinchus milii (elephant shark)
Lineage: Eukaryota; Metazoa; Chordata; Chondrichthyes; Chimaeriformes; Callorhinchidae
Product: adhesion G protein-coupled receptor E3-like
Exons: 5
Coding region: 1-513 (170 amino acids)
Biological process (GO): cell surface receptor signaling pathway; adenylate cyclase-activating G protein-coupled receptor signaling pathway
Cellular component (GO): membrane
Molecular function (GO): G protein-coupled receptor activity
Source: RefSeq, a predicted model, not a curated record